AUGGCGAAUUACGCAGAAACAUUCGCCGCGUGGACGGCCAUUUGUCUGACCGACCAUACCCUCCUGGGGAAAGACGACACGGAGGAAGACGUGAGGGCGUUAUGCAAAGAGGCAGUGAAAACGUGUCCUUUCGCAGCGGCCGUGUGUGUGUACCCCCAUUUUGUAAAAUUCAUAAAUGAACAAAUAAAAAAAGAAAUCGUACCCUUCAAACCAAAAAUCGCUUGCGUUAUAAAUUUCCCAGAGGGGACAGAUCCUGUGGAAAAAGUUGUGGAGGAUACGUGCAAAGCAGUGAACGAUGGUGUUGAUGAAAUCGACCUUGUGAUUAAUUAUACGAAAAUUAUUCAAGACCCAAAGGGAGGAAUUGAAGAAGCUACUCUUCUAACAAAAAAAGUUAAAGAAGUGUUAAAGGAAAAAAUACUCAAGGUUAUAAUUGAAGUUGGGGUCCUCAAAUCUGAAGAGCUAAUCGUUCAGACCACCUUAGCUGUGUUGGAGGGCAAUGCUGAUUUUGUAAAAACCUCCACCGGGAAGGCACAAGUAAAUGCGACGCCCAGUUCAGUCAAAUCUAUCGUCAAGGCAAUGAAACUCCAUUUGGAAAAAAAUCCUCACAAAAAGGACAAAAUUGGACUCAAGGUGUCGGGGAGCAUAAAGGACCUCAGCUUGGCUAGCUACUACAUUUUACUCGCGAGGAAUGUGUUCAGCGCCCUCGCUUGCCACCCAAACAAUUUCCGCAUCGGGUCCUCUUCCCUUGUCCCCAAGCUCCGCAAGGUUAUUGAGGACUGCCCUCCUUGUUAG
This is a messenger RNA of Plasmodium fragile, 792 nucleotides long. RefSeq names its product deoxyribose-phosphate aldolase. Gene Ontology annotation, biological process: deoxyribonucleotide catabolic process; carbohydrate catabolic process. Bases 1 to 792 code for a protein of 263 amino acids. The transcript has a single exon. The record is from RefSeq and is a predicted model, not a curated record. Gene Ontology annotation, cellular component: cytoplasm. Gene Ontology annotation, molecular function: deoxyribose-phosphate aldolase activity. NCBI's taxonomy places the organism in Eukaryota, Apicomplexa, Aconoidasida, Haemosporida, Plasmodiidae.